Messenger RNA from Manduca sexta (tobacco hornworm), 4113 nucleotides. It is a transcript of the gene Vps52, whose product is annotated as vacuolar protein sorting-associated protein 52 homolog. NCBI's taxonomy places the organism in Eukaryota, Metazoa, Arthropoda, Insecta, Lepidoptera, Sphingidae. Gene Ontology annotation, molecular function: syntaxin binding. Bases 330 to 2324 code for a protein of 664 amino acids. Gene Ontology annotation, biological process: endocytic recycling; lysosomal transport; Golgi to vacuole transport. Gene Ontology annotation, cellular component: GARP complex. The record is from RefSeq and is a predicted model, not a curated record. The transcript has 8 exons.
UUUCGCAAAAUGCCUCGUAUUAGUUCCGAUUGUGACCACGUUCAAAAAGAACUUUGACGACUUUUAGUUUAUAUAUCUCAGUUUCUUAUUGUUUAUUACUAAUAUAAUAGUCUGUUCUAUUCUUAGUGUGUUCUAAUAUCAGUACACAUAGGCAGAACAGAAAAUCAAAUUCUGAUAAUUUCCAUUUUAGAAAAAGCAUUACAAAGUACAUGUCAUGCAUUCAGUGGUUAAACUACAAAUAAUCUCGAUUAGUGUUCUGUGCAGAAAUUACCAUUCGCUUCCUAUAAAAAUACGUUUUGACUUAUCGUUACUUUUACUUAGCAAAAAGUAUGUCUGAAUCCGAGGAUAUAAAGAAUGUUUUGGACAAAAAUUUAGAAGAUUUUGAAAUCCAAGAAGUACUUCGUAAUGGAACUGAUUUAAGAGAAUAUGCCUUGCAAAUUGAUAAAGGUAUCAGGGAAGCGGAAAAAGCUUCUGUGGCCGAUUAUCUAAAAGAAAGUGAAAACAUUGGUUCACUCCACAACCAGAUUGAAGAAUGCGAUGGUAUUCUCGCUAAAAUGGAGAGCAUGCUUAUGGUGUUUCAGAAUGAUCUUGGCAGCAUUAGUAAUGAGAUAAUAAGCUUACAAAAAAGGUCUGUUAGCAUGUCUGUUCAGUUGUCCAAUCGACAAAUACUUAAGGGACCUCUUUCAUCAUUCAUUGAAGACAUGGCCGUUUCUGAAACUUUGAUAUUUGGAAUUAAUAAUGUGCCAGUGACCGACAAGGAGUUCAUGGUUCAGUUAGCCAUAUUAAAUCAAAAACUUAACUUUGUAAAGGAACAAGAUUUUAAAGAGACAAAGGCUUGUCAUGAUGUUAAAGAUGUGUUAGAAAAACUCAAAAUAAAAGCUGUUUCUAAAAUAAGAACAUACAUUUUAGAACAAAUAUAUAAGUUUCGUAAGCCGAUGGCCAACUAUCAGAUACCACAAAAUGCAAUGUUAAAAUACAAAUUUUUCUUUGAAUUUGUUUUGGCAAAUGAAAGAAAUGUAGCUCAAGAAAUAUGCAAUGAGUAUAUUGAUACAUUGAGUAAAGUUUAUUAUUCAUAUUUUAAAUCAUAUGCAUCAAGAUUAGACAAACUUAAGUAUGAGGAAGCACCUACGAAAGAAGAUCUGAUGGGAAUUGAAGAUGGUUCUAAAGGAGGAUUCUUUCAAAAGUCAAAUUUAAAGAAUAAAAGUACUAUAUUCACAAUUGGUAACCGAGGGGAUGUUCUGGCUCAACAAUUAGAAGCACCAAUUAUUGUACCUCAUGUGCAACAGAAAAUCAAGUAUUCAUAUGAGGCUUUAUUUAGAAGUCUUCAGUAUGCUCUAGUGGACAAUGGAUGCAGAGAAUACUUAUUUACCACAGAAUUCUUUCAUGUCAAAGGAACUCAUGCUCAGGAAUUAUUUGACAGAAUUCUCGGUAAAACUUUGUCUCUUCUUGUGAAAAAUGUAGAGACAUAUGUAGUAGAAUGUUACGACUGCUUAGCAUUAUUCUUGUGUAUUCAACUUAUAAACCGAUACAAAUGGAUGUGUCACAAAAGAGCGGUUGGUGCAUUAGACAGCUAUUGGGAUUCACUUUACAGUACUUUAUGGCCAAGAUUGGAAUAUGUAUUGAAACUAAACAUACAGAGUGUUAGGGAAUGCGAUCCAGCAAAGUUGUCCAAUAAGGAACUAGGACCUCAUUAUAUAACUCGACGAUAUGCAGAAUUUUCAGCAGCUAUGCUAAGUUUGAGUGAACAAUUUCCAUUGGAAGAACUAAGCAACCUACUAUUAAUUCUUCAAGAUGAAGUACAUUGCUUCUUACUUAAAAUGGCGGCAGAAUUCCCACAAAGAAUACAACAACUAAUUUUCUUAAUAAAUAACUACGAUAUGGUCCUUAGUGUGUUAAUGGAAAGAACCAGAGACAACACUAAAGAGGCUGAGAGUUUCAGGGAACAAUUACAAGCCAGAAGCUUCGAAUAUGUGGAAGAAAUAUUGAGCCCACAUUUUGGUGGAAUGAUUCAAUUUGUAAAAGAAGGAGAGCAGCUGCUAGAAAGUGAAAAGAAAUCUGAACUUGCUAAUUUAGAAAAAAAGUCAAUCUCUUUAGUUGCUUCCUUCAGUUCAGGGUGGAAGCAAAGUCUGGAAGAAAUACAUAGGGAAGUACUGGUGUCAUUCCCUAAUCUCGUUACUGGUUCUGGUCUACUGCAAAUGGCUCUCACAAACUUCGUUCAAUAUUACCACAAAUUCGUAAAAUUAUUAACGCCAACUGCAAGAACACAAUUAGUCAAUAUUCAUGUUAUAAUGGUAGAAAUAAAAAAAUAUAAAACCAAUUAUUGAAAACAACUUGAUGUAUAAAUUUAAAUAUAAGACUUAUUCCAUCUGAUUCUAGGCCCCUGGCUCGGGAAUGGCUUAACGGGUUAAAAGAUUACAUCUGAUCUAAUAGUACAAGCGCUUCUGUUUUACACAGAUCAGGUAGUCUCAUACAUAUACUUAUAUCAAUUUAUCGUUUUAGUUACAUAAUAUUUUGUUUGUAUAUUGUAACAUUAAAUAUCUAUUUUGUGAUCAAAGGUAUUACUUUAAAGAUUAUUUCGCCUGAUCUGAUUAUUUCGACCUGGUGCGGUAACGCUGCGAUCGCAGAACACUGCAUUUUAAUCUUCGACACAUUCAAAGUUGAUGAUCAUUUCUCAAGAUAUUCAAAUAAUUCUUCCAAUUCUUUUCAUUUUCAAUAUGUCUUUUUGCAAACACAGCAGAUGAAUUUUAAAGGGUGAAACCAGUUUAUUUAAAAUUUUACCAAUUUUCAUUAUGACCAUACAAACUUUCAGUUUUAUUACUUUUAUUCUUUAGGGGAAGAAUUUCGAAAAACCUAUUUUACUGUUCACCCAGAUAUUGUUGUUUAGCAGAAAUUUUGUGUAAAAUUUUAUUUUAAAUAAAUUUUGCAGAAGGAUUAGAUCUUAGUCCACACUGGCCUAGUGCGGAUUGGUAGACUACACAUGCCCUAAAAGUUCUUAUACAGAACUUUUCACUUAUGUAGAUUUCCUCACGAUGUUUUCCUUCAUUGAUAAAGGAAGCUAUAAUUCGCAACGUAUGCACACAUAACUUUAUAAUAGUCAGAGGUUUUGAAUCUGCGGACAUUCGUCUCUGCAGUCCGUUAUCUCCCAUCUACGCUAUCGCCGCUUUUAACCAUAAUCUCUCUCAGAAAUAGAAGUCCGUGCCCGAUAGUAGAAUAGGUAGGUAAUACAUUAUUAAUAUAAAUUUUAGAGUCCACAUUUAAUUAGAUUACACCCAUAAUGAGAAACAUAAAAGAGCUCAGCAGAAUAUUAAAGGGGUAAAAAUAGACUAGACUCACGUGUGGAAGAUGAAUCUAAAAAAACACUUAGUAUUUUAUAAAUACAAAUCGACGAAAAUGCAGUCGGCAUCUCAAUUACUAAUACAGAAUUUAUAUAUCCAAAUCCCGAUUUUAUAAAAUAAAAUAAGUGAAAAAAUAUAAAGUAAUCAAUUGACCUAAGAAAUAGGAUAGCUGAACAGUAUAAUAGAUAAACAUUUAAAGUUAUAAUUUAAAAAAGUAUGUAUCUGAAAUAAAACAAUCGAACUCGGCUGAAAAAUGUGAUAAUAUAUUAAAUAUUUAAGAAUGCAGAUUUAAUAAGUAAAACUUCGAUCUUAUGUUUUUAUGUUCGCUUGAAUAACUGCUAUGAACACGUCAUGACAUAAUAAAUGUUUGUUCAGAAACUAGCAAUAAGCGCAAAAUAAUGUGUCGACUAAAUCUACCUCAUUAUUUUCUGCUUAUCUCAUACACCUCCUAAUAACAGAACAUGCGCGACGCGAGUUUACCCUAUAUAUUACACAGAUAAAAACGUAAUGUUUUAAUAAUUAGAUUUUAAAUUCGUUAAUAGUUUUAACGUGAUACUUCAACGAACAUUUAAGCAAAUAAAAAUUGUUUUACAGUCCCAUUUUACGUAUUUUUCGCAUUCACCAAUUAGUUUUUUUCAAAAAUAUUGAAUGUAGACACGGAAAAUCUACGAUUACAUAUGUAUAGGUAUAUAAUUAAUACAAAGGGCUGUAAAUACCAAAUAUGUUUUAAUCUAGUUCAUCUUACAUGUACUUAUUAAAUAAAAACUAUACAACAUAA